This is a messenger RNA of Paecilomyces variotii, 1509 nucleotides long. RefSeq lists its product as hypothetical. Lineage: Eukaryota; Fungi; Ascomycota; Eurotiomycetes; Eurotiales; Thermoascaceae. The coding region runs from base 363 to 1148 and encodes 261 amino acids. The transcript has 3 exons. The record is from RefSeq and is a predicted model, not a curated record.
GUUUCUUGUCUGACAUUGAAAAGAAAGCCAUCGCUCAUCCCAGGCUAUGUUGAAAAAACUAUGUAUUACCUUGGAUGUAUGGAGUCUGGAACUGCAACACGUGACCGGUUCACUUCCUUCGCUUCACUCGGGGGGUGAAUUAAUACGUUACUCAACAAAUCCCGUAUAUCUUCUUACUCCGUACUUCGCACAAAAGCUACUAUCUGCUAUUGCCCAUUUGUGGUCCGAAGCAUUGCAUGUAAUACUGAAUCUACUCAUAGUGCAGACAUUCUCGCUCAACGCUAGAUCUCUCUAUCGAUAUCUCACUUCCCCUCAUAAAAUGACCCCUCUCUCUGAAUAAUUCUUAACAUUAUCAAAAAGUCAUGGCUGCUGAAGAGAAUCGAGAGUCUGAAAUCAUGCGUGUUGACAUGCCUACAUGGGAUAGGUAUGAUAAGCUCUGGUGCUUACGGGCCCUUUGGGACCCUGCAGAAUACCAAAGCUUUCGUGAAAGCCAAUUGAAAAUUCCGCGUGAUAUUAUGGCGAGAUGGCCCAAUUGGCCGGAGGCGAUACAGGAUAACCAGGAGAGAAUUGACUGGAUACUGAUGCACACGCCCGACGGCCCUACGUACGUGAAUUUUUGGACCUCUUCUCUUUCCUCGUCAGGGGCCUUACAGAGGCACUCUGGUACAAUUGUCCCCCCUUCCCAGUAUAACUGGAGAAACAAUCACAGCAUUAGACGCUCUGACAUAGCUAUUCCUCUGUCUAGUGUACCGGAGACAGAACCCACUGGCCUGUCGAGACUGGCAUAUCAUUGCAUCGAAACUUUGAAGCACAUCUUGGAGCACCAUUCCAUGCUAGCAGACUCGCAGAAGGUAAACAUUCUUGCAGCCCUAGAAGCCUAUCGAAGCGGGAGGUUAGAUCCGAAGCCGGGAGAUGUAACAUAUUGGUAUGCCGGAGUCCUUAAGGAGGACCCUGGACCCCAGGGUAGCCAAAGCUAUGCAGAAGCCAUGGACCGGUGGGGACAAGAGCACGGAGAAACCACUCUUUGGAUCGAGCCGGUAUAUAUUAUUUCGAUUUUGAUUGAUCUCCUUUUUUCUUUCUUUACUCCAUCUGUCGCUGUCGUGCCUACAUCUUGUCAAUCCCGUGUUGGAGAGUUCGAGAGUGAUUAAUAUGAUGAUGGCUUUCUGCCAGUCGACCAAAAAGGAGAACUCCUUGUCGGCCUACCUGGAUCUCUAACAUGAUUAAUGCUCACCAAAAUAGGUCGAACCAGUGUGGGGUGGCGGUAGAUACAUGCCACAAUGACCCAGCGCGUCAUGAAGUUACCGCUCCCCAUGAGGGACCACCAUGCAUCAUCUGCAAGAGUAGUGGACUGCAACAUGCUCGUGACGUACAAUAGCUCGGAAUCCAAUACCGGCAUAUAUUCAUGUUUUCCAUAACUACUAGAUACGUCUAUUAGUUAGAGUUCCUGGCAUUGAUAUCGCUCAUGAGAUCAGUAUUCCUUGAUUAUACUGGGUCCUCAUACCUAGAACU